CCGGCAGGCGCUGACUCGGCCCUUUCCGCCUCGCUCCCGCCCAGCUCUCGGGUCGCUGCGCAGAGACCCGCCGCCGCCGCUAAAUCACCACAAAACACCCUUCUUUCCCCCCCCUUUCCCUUCCCGCCGCCAUGAUCAUCUACCGGGACUGCAUCAGCCAGGACGAGAUGUUUUCCGACAUCUACAAGAUCCGGGAAGUGGCGAACGGCCUGUGCCUGGAAGUGGAGGGGAAGAUGGUCACCAGGACAGAGGGUCAAAUUGAUGACUCUCUAAUUGGUGGCAAUGCCUCUGCUGAAGGUCCUGAGGGAGAUGGAACAGAAGCCACGGUCAUAACUGGUGUUGAUAUAGUAAUAAACCACCACCUUCAGGAAACCAGCUUUACAAAAGAAUCCUACAAGAAGUACAUCAAGGACUACAUGAAAGCAAUCAAAGCCAGACUUGAGGAACACAAGCCAGAGAGAGUAAAGCCUUUCAUGACAGGGGCUGCAGAACAAAUCAAACACAUCCUUGCUAACUUCAAAAACUACCAGUUCUUUGUAGGAGAGAACAUGAAUCCAGAUGGUAUGGUGGCUCUCCUGGAUUUCCGUGAGGAUGGUGUGACCCCGUAUAUGAUUUUCUUUAAGGACGGCUUAGAAAUCGAGAAAUGUUAACAAAUCAAACAGUAUGGUUUUGGAUCACUUGUCUUCAUAGCUGGCUGCUGUUUCUUCUUCAUUGGCACAACACCAGGAAUCGGCAAUGUCUAACAACUGGACUGAUGUCAUCUUGAGCUUUAUUCACUUAUUUUGACCCUGAUUUGGAGUGAAGGCAUUGUUUUAAAAAAAGAAAAAACCAAACAUCUGUCAUGUAGGUUGUCUAAAAUAAAACUCAUUUAAACCCA
Molecule: messenger RNA, 877 nt
Organism: Haliaeetus leucocephalus (bald eagle)
Lineage: Eukaryota; Metazoa; Chordata; Aves; Accipitriformes; Accipitridae
Gene: TPT1
Product: tumor protein, translationally-controlled 1
Exons: 6
Coding region: 132-650 (172 amino acids)
Cellular component (GO): cytoplasm
Molecular function (GO): calcium ion binding
Source: RefSeq, a predicted model, not a curated record